AUGGGAAGGCAUAUAGAAUGUAAAAAAAAAAAUUUGAAGUUUUAAGAUAAAUAAAGUCCUUGGUUAAUUGGCUAUCGAGAUCCAGUAUCAUAAAUAAAUGUUUUGCAAUCAUGUAUUGCGUUAACUUAAUUAACAGGAGACGGGGAAAGUAGACUAAUAAUAGCAGAUUAAGACAACCGCCUAUUAUCUUACAAAGGUAUUAAUAUUGAUUAGAAGUUAAGUUUACAGGAUACUCCAAUAGCACUAGCAUAUUAUUAUCCUGAAUAGUAAUAAUUGCCACAACCAAUAUUAGCUUUAGCUGCAAAUAAUCAUGUUUACUUUCAUUAAAAUAUGUAAAGAAUAUUUAGAUUUACAUUACCAAACAUUGAAAUGAGUCAAAAAGAAAAAGAAAUAUGGUAAUUAUUUGAUGGAAAAAAAGAAGCUAUAACCAAAAUGAUUGAAAAAUGGAAUCAAUUAAAAGAACAAUAGCAAUAAGAUCUCACAUAUUUAACUUUAGAAGUUCUAUAUUAAUCAAAACCAUAAAAACAAUAUGAACUUAUAUUGUAAUAAAAAUUUGAGAAUUCAUAAUAUAGUAUACCUGAUACUACUACAUGUUUAGGAACCUUAUAUAAUUCAUUAAUAUCUGAAUUUUCUGCCCAAAACUUAAUUAUUGGCACAGAAAAUAAAAUGCUUUAUAUAAUGGAAACGAAUGGAAUGAAAAUAUAAACAUAAUUACAAUUAACUGACGUGCCUAUAUCUAUUAUUACAAUAGGAACUUAUUAAGCAGUUCAAACAGUUUUAUUAGGGAAUGAUAUUUAUGUAGCAACUAUGAAUGAAGUUCUCUAAUGUUAUAAUAAUAAAGGAUUAAAAUAAUUUUCUUUAAAAACCAAUUCUGAUAUUGUUUGUAUUGAACCUUUAGUAUUUGGAUAAUCAAAAUAGACAUAAGGCAUUUUAGUAGGUCUAGAUAAUGCUGAACUUAGAUUAUAUAUAUAAAAAUAACUUAUCCAUAUAUUAAAAUUAGAUGGUAUAAUAAGUGCUAUGAAAUUUGGUCCUUUUGGAAGAGAAGAAGGAAUGUUAGUAAUGAUUUUGAAAAAUAAAGGUCUUGAUAUUCAAGAUGAAAUACCUUUGAGUGUUCCUAAAAAAACUAAACUUUUUAUAGAAAAUACAUUAAGACAUCGUGAAAAUUAUACCUAAAUCCAUAAAAGUUUUCAAAAAGACAUAAUGAAGAUGAGAUUGAAAACAGCAUAAACUUAUCUUAGUUUACUAGAAGAAUCUAAUAAUAAUAACCUUAUAAAAAACGGAGAAAUAAAUAUUAGAAUUUAAGCAAAUAUUAAAGGUUUAGGACCAUUGCCUUUUAUAAUAUAAUGCAUAAAAAAAUCAAAUUAUAUAAGUAUAGAUUUUGAGUUUACUGGUCUUUAUAGGCAUUAUGACUUAAUUUAUAAUAAAUAUGAUACAAUAUAAUAAAGAUAUUUUGCAACUAAAGAAAAUAUAAAAGACUUUUAACCAAUUUAACUUGGAUUAUGUUGUUUUUAGAUUCACAAUAAUGAAAAAAUCGAAGCAUUUCCAUUUAAUAUAUACAUUAGUCAAUAUGAACUUAUGGAAAAUAAUGAUAAUAACAUUAUGUGUAUAAUAUACUAGCCUUGA
Ichthyophthirius multifiliis is the source of this 1623-nucleotide messenger RNA. RefSeq lists its product as hypothetical. Gene Ontology annotation, cellular component: BBSome; axoneme; centrosome. The record is from RefSeq and is a predicted model, not a curated record. The transcript has 13 exons. Gene Ontology annotation, molecular function: smoothened binding; nucleic acid binding; patched binding. Lineage: Eukaryota; Ciliophora; Oligohymenophorea; Hymenostomatida. Gene Ontology annotation, biological process: protein localization to cilium; non-motile cilium assembly.